Molecule: messenger RNA, 417 nt
Organism: Colias croceus (clouded yellow)
Lineage: Eukaryota; Metazoa; Arthropoda; Insecta; Lepidoptera; Pieridae
Exons: 4
Coding region: 82-417 (111 amino acids)
Source: RefSeq, a predicted model, not a curated record
ACUUUAUUUCAUCAUAUAGUUGAAGCAAGAGCUUUUAUAAUGGAUUAACAGGUUUUUCAAAGAGAUUUCAAUGCAAUAAUUAUGCGAAAUUAUGAUCAUAUUUUAUUAGUCACACAUUUACUAGCGUAUAUUACUUUAGCUUCGUCACACAGUGAAUCCAUUAAAAAUGAAGAAGAAUGCAAGAUAGCAGAUCUCUGUGUUCACGACAAAGUGCCGAUGUGCGGGAUUGACUCCUGUGGGGAAAUGCGCACCUUCAUCGAUACCUGUGACAUGCAUGAAUUCAAUUGUGAUAGCAAAAAGGAUUUCAAACAAAGACCGAUCCAUGAAUGUUGGGUUACGUGCAAACGCGGAAGAUCUUUCAAGAAACCUGAAUUUAGAACCGAUUGCAAUUUAAAUAUGAAAUCUAAAUAUAAAUAG